AUGUCAUCCAAUUUAAUAGCCAUCAAGACACUCAGACCAGCAUUUGUCAGCUCUUCAUUUGAAGCUGCUCGUUCAAGAAGUCUCAAAUUAUAUAGAAACGCUAUUCGUUCAGUACCAGUACUCAUCCAACAUUACAAUCUUUCAUACAAUAUUUCUGAUAUGCAUGCUAGAAUUAAAGGUACAAUAUCAAUAUUAGUAGUAGUAGCUAGUAGACGUACCGAUUUCAGACAAUUCGAUAAGAUUGAAGAUAAAGGUGUUUUGGAUAGAUUAUCAUUCAUUGGAGAGACUGAACUCUUUGAUGCUGUAUCAUUGUUAAAGACUAGAAGUCAUGUUGUCAACUAUUUCGAUGAGAUUCCAAACUCUCAAAACAAAAAGCAAAUCAGUGAAGGAGAGGAUUUAUUAAAGAAAUUCUUUUCAAAUAUUUAA
This is a messenger RNA of Cavenderia fasciculata, 426 nucleotides long. It is a transcript of the gene ndufa6, whose product is annotated as NADH dehydrogenase ubiquinone 1 alpha subcomplex subunit 6. NCBI's taxonomy places the organism in Eukaryota, Evosea, Eumycetozoa, Acytosteliales, Cavenderiaceae. Gene Ontology annotation, biological process: response to oxidative stress. The transcript is spliced from 2 exons. The record is from RefSeq and is a predicted model, not a curated record. The coding region runs from base 1 to 426 and encodes 141 amino acids.